CCGCGGCCGCCGAGGCCCGUGCCCCGCGGGGGGAACAGAUGAAGCACAUCUGGACAGCUGUGCUGAGAAGCUGUGCGGCCCCCUCGCUGGCCGACGUCAGCCGAGCACGUCCCCCACGUCCUCUCCUUCUCGCCACUUAUUAUUUAUUCGUUUUCCCAAAGAAGCGACUAGGGACCCAAGUUUAAAACCUCCCCGCCCCCCCCAAAUGCGAGACGUGGCCAGAUCCCAUCCAACACACGGUUUAAUUUUCAUGGGGCUCUGGGAUCAAAAGAACCGAAACAGCAACAACAAAAGCCCAGCCGCUGUCUGAUUUUAAGUUGGCAAAGUGGGAAAAAUAAAGUGUUGAGUAAACAGACCAAGUUGGAAACUUUUCAGCAUUACCUAAGAAACAAAGGCUCAAUUUUGGCUGCUUCAUUCUUAUCCCUUCUGCCACAGUUCUAACGUGCUUGAUCUGCUGAGACCAAGGAUGACCAAUGACUCAGAAGGGAAAAUGGGAUUUAAACACCCAAAGAUCAUGGGGAAUUUCAGAGGUCAUGCCCUACCUGGAACCUUCUUUUUUAUUAUUGGUCUUUGGUGGUGUACAAAGAGUAUUCUGAAGUAUAUCUACAAAAAGCAAAAGCGAACCUGCUACCUUGGUUCCAAAACAUUAUUCUAUCGAUUGGAAAUUUUGGAGGGAAUUACAAUAGUUGGCAUGGCUUUAACUGGCAUGGCUGGGGAGCAGUUUAUUCCUGGAGGGCCCCAUCUGAUGUUAUAUGACUAUAAACAGGGUCACUGGAACCAACUCCUGGGCUGGCAUCAUUUCACCAUGUAUUUCUUCUUUGGGCUGUUGGGUGUGGCAGAUAUCUUAUGUUUCACCAUCAGUUCACUUCCUGUGUCCUUAACCAAGUUAAUGUUGUCAAAUGCCUUAUUUGUGGAGGCUUUUAUCUUCUACAACCACACUCAUGGCCGGGAAAUGCUGGACAUCUUUGUGCACCAGCUGCUGGUUUUGGUCAUCUUUCUGACAGGCCUCGUUGCCUUCCUAGAGUUCCUUGUUCGGAACAAUGUACUUCUGGAGCUAUUGCGGUCAAGUCUCAUUCUGCUUCAGGGGAGCUGGUUCUUUCAGAUUGGAUUUGUCCUGUAUCCCCCCAGUGGAGGUCCUGCAUGGGAUCUGAUGGAUCAUGAAAAUAUUUUGUUUCUCACCAUAUGCUUUUGUUGGCAUUAUGCAGUAACCAUUGUCAUCGUUGGAAUGAAUUAUGCUUUCAUUACCUGGUUGGUUAAAUCUAGACUUAAGAGGCUCUGCUCCUCAGAAGUUGGACUUCUGAAAAAUGCUGAACGAGAACAAGAAUCAGAAGAAGAAAUGUGACUUUGAUGAGCUUCCAGUUUUUCUAGAUAAACCUUUUCUUUUUUACAUUGUCUUUGUUCUUGGUUUUGUUUCUUGAUCUUUUGUUUGGAGAACAGCUGGCUAAGGAUGAUCUAAGUGUACUGUUUGCAUUUCCAAUUUGGUUAAAGUAUUUGAAUUUAAAUAUUUUAUUUUUAGUUUUGAAAAUAUUUUGGGUGAUACUUUCAUUUUGCACAUCAUGCACAUCAUGGUAUUCAGGGGCUAGAAUGAUUUUUUUCCAGAUUAUCUAAAGUUGGAUGCCCACACUAUGAAAAAAAUAUUUGUUUUAUUUGCCUUAUAGAUAUUCUCAAGGUUGCUGGGCUUGCUACUAUUUGUAACUCCUUGACCAUGGAAUUACACUUGUUUAUCUUGUUGCUGCAAUGAGGAAUAAAUGAAUGUAUGUAUUUUGGUGCAGACACCUGAAA
This is a messenger RNA of Pongo pygmaeus (Bornean orangutan), 1782 nucleotides long. It is a transcript of the gene TMEM45A, whose product is annotated as transmembrane protein 45A. NCBI's taxonomy places the organism in Eukaryota, Metazoa, Chordata, Mammalia, Primates, Hominidae. The record is from RefSeq and is a predicted model, not a curated record. Bases 467 to 1342 code for a protein of 291 amino acids. The transcript is spliced from 7 exons.